Messenger RNA from Musa acuminata subsp. malaccensis (wild Malaysian banana), 1083 nucleotides. RefSeq names its product caffeic acid 3-O-methyltransferase-like. Gene Ontology annotation, biological process: methylation. NCBI's taxonomy places the organism in Eukaryota, Viridiplantae, Streptophyta, Magnoliopsida, Zingiberales, Musaceae. Gene Ontology annotation, molecular function: O-methyltransferase activity; S-adenosylmethionine-dependent methyltransferase activity; protein dimerization activity. The record is from RefSeq and is a predicted model, not a curated record.
AUGGCGGCCAUGAAGGAGGUGCUGCGGUUGACCCCCGAGGAGGAGGAAGAGGCAUGCCAGCGCGCACUGCAACUGUCGUCGGUCGUCAUCUUCCCCAUGACCCUCAAGGUGGCCAUCGAGCUCGGCCUAUUCGAGAUCAUCGUCGGAGCUGACCCAGGCGGUGCACUGAGCGCGGAGGAAAUCGCUGCCCAGCUGCCGGCCAAGAACCCGCAGGCGGCCAACUGGGUGGACCGGCUUCUCUGCUUACUCGCUGCCAACGAUGUCAUCACCUGCACCGUCGUCUCCGCCGAUGGUCGCAGUUUGAGGAAGUACAGCAUGAAGCCCGUCUGCAAGUACUUGAUUACGAACGAGGAUGGCUCCAUAGCGAAGUAUGCUUUGUUGGAGCACGACAAGAUCAACAUCGAUAUAUGGCACCACGUAAAGGAAUCGGUGUUGGGCGGUGUUCACCCUGUGGAGGCCGCCUACGGCAUGUCGGCGUUCGACUACAUGGGCACCGAUCCACGGUUCAGUAAGGUGUUCAACGAGGGGAUGCUGAGCCACUCCGGCAUCAUGAUCAAGCAGCUGCUCCGCAACUACAACGGCUUCGCCGGGAUCAACGUGCUCGUCGAUGUCGGCGGCAAUGACGGCGCCACCCUCCGCAUGAUCACCUCCCAGCACCCCCACGUCAAGGGCAUCAACUUCGACCUCCCCCAUGUCAUCUCCACCGCACAACCGAUUCCAGGAGUGCAGCACGUCAGUGGAGACAUGUUCGACAGUGUUCCCUCUGGAGACGCCAUUUUCUUGAAGUGGAUUCUUCAUGAUUGGAGUGACGAUCUCUGUGUGACGUUGCUGAAGAAUUGCCGGAAGAGUCUCCCGGAGAAUGGGAAGGUGUUGGUGGUGGAAUACAUCCGUCCGGUGGCUCCGGCGGCAACUGCACAAGCCCAAUUCGUCUUCCAGUUGGACCUCGUCAUGUUGGCUCACUGCAUCGGAGGGAAGGAGAGAACUGAGGAGGAGUUCCGGGCCUUGGCAACGGAAGCCGGCUUCGCCGGAUUCAAUGCUGCUGCUACGUUUGCGGGUAUGUCGGUGAUGGAGUUCACCAAGUAA